Molecule: messenger RNA, 2292 nt
Organism: Adineta ricciae
Lineage: Eukaryota; Metazoa; Rotifera; Eurotatoria; Adinetida; Adinetidae
Source: the annotation of a GenBank genome assembly
AUGCAUGAAAUGAAUUUAGAAAGUAGCAUGCAUAAUUCGAAUAAUGAUCCAGAUAUAUUUGUUUUACCACUUGCAACACCUGAUGGACAUCUACCUGAUAGCUCAACCACAACGAAAAAUGGCUCUACCAAUAGUAUUGCAAGAACAAUUAGAGACGAAUUCUAUAUCAAUAUCAAAUCCUUUGAAAAGAAUUGGUCGGGUGAAUGUCGAGUGUGUCACGAAGUGAAAUAUGAUAACUUAGGUGUAACGUCGAAUAUAAAUCGUCAUGUGAAAUCAAAACAUGUGAAAGAAUACGAAGAGUGGUGUGCUGAACUACGGUCUGUCGAUGGAUGUGGUAUACAACAAAAGAUAUCAGAUAUGUUUGUUCAAAAAAAUGAACCAAGAACAAAAGCAUCAUCAAGUUCAUACAGUGUUAAUCAUCCACGACAAAUUCAACUGUCUCAAUCCAUUGUUGAAAAUCUGAUCAUUGAUUUAGGAUUACCAUUGUCAAUAGUUGAACGUGAAUCUUUUAUCAAAUUUAUGCACGAUAUUGAUCCAAAGUUCACCAUGUUUAGUAGACGAACAUUGAGUCGUUCUAGAAUUCCACAUCUUUUCAACAAUAUGAACGAUGAACUGAAGAAAUUUUGUUAUCAAUCCCAAUUUAUUUCUCUGACUUUAGAUAUUUGGACGGAUCGUCGUAUGCGUGCCUUUUUCGCUAUGACUGGUAUGAUAUUUAGCUGCUCUAAUACCGACGAGAAUACCAAUGUAAUAACUUCAUUUUUAUAUUUAGGUCAUGCUUUUGUAGGAAGUCAAUUAAAAUCAUAUGUAUUAUGUUUUUUACCUUUGUAUGGUAGCCAUACGGCGAAUUUAUUGCUGCAAACCUACGAGAAUAUUGUUAAUAGUUUUGAUAUCAAUGGAAAAUUAGUCAGAUUAGUGACUGAUAAUGCGAGCAAUAAUAUUAAAGCUUAUGAGAAUUUGAUUAUACCUGGAUUUGAAUCUUACUUCGAGACGGAAGAUGAUGAUAAUGAUGAAGGUGGCAGUGACAUCGACUUAGAUGGCUUCUUAGAUGAAGAAGCCAAUGAACCUGAUAUUCCAGUUGAUAUGAAAAAAGAUUCGAAUAUGAUUGAAUUAAUAAAAAACAGCUUUGACAAUGUUACUUCUUCCAAUGAAUUACUACGUAUACCAUGUUUUGCUCAUUCAAUUCAGUUAGUGGUAAAUGAUGGUUUAAAACAAACGUCAUCGAUUCAAUCGGUCUUGACAAAAGUAGCUAAAAUAGCCAAACUAUCCCAUUCUAGCACAAUUUUUGCAGAAAAACUCGAACAAAUUAAUAAAUCUAUACCAAAAGCGAACAAAACUAGAUGGAAUAGCCAAUUUAAUACGAUUGAAAAGGUUCUAUCGAUACCUUCAUUAGAAUUAAAUGACAUUUUGAUUACGCUUAAACGCAAAGAUCUUUGUUUACUUACCAAAGACUUCGAUAUAUUAAAUGAAUUCGUUUCAUUAUUCACUUUAUUUGCUGAUGCAACAACCAUCACGCAAUCUGAAAAUAUCCCAUCAAUCUCUUAUGUUGCUCCCACUUUAUUGUCCAUUUACUAUGAUCUGUUGAAUGAGCGAUCAUCUGUCAGAUACACUUCAUCGUUAUGUGAUGCUUUAUCAUCUUCAUUGGUGGCUCGCUUUGGUGGCUUAUUUGAACAACUUCAUAUUCCUAUCGAUUCAUCGAUUAAAAGAAAAUGCACAUAUGAACUUUAUAAAGAUGAAAUAUUUCUUUACUCACCAUUUCUUGAUACGAAAUUCAAACUUCAUUGGAUUAACGAAUCCUCAUUACCAUAUGAUACAAAAAAAACUGUAUGUGACAAAAUAACAAAACUAGUGUAUGACCAUUGUGUGGUGCUUCAUCAUCUGGAUCAAUCAGCAACAGCAGCAUUUGAAACAAGUAUAGUUCUUCCGAGUUCUGAACCAACAACACCAUUAACACCAACGAGAUCAACUUCGAAACGUAAAAGUCUUUUCUCCAAUAUCGAACAAAAGACCAAUAAAAGACAAAAAACUGAUGCAUUUAGUUUCAUUCGAGAUGAAAUCUCGAUUUAUCUACACGAUGAUGACGAUUCAGAUCGAUUACUUCUUAUUAAUCAAGCGAACAAAUUCAAAACAUUAACAAAAUUAGCAACGAAAAUUCUAAGUGUACCUGCAACAUCAGCACCUGUUGAAAGAAUAUUCUCACAAAGUGGCUUUUUAUUCAGACAGCACAGAGCCAAAAUGUCUCGAAGAACAUUACAAAUGUUAACUAUGUUGAAGUGUAAUCAUGGAUUGUUGUAA